AUGUCGCAGCAGGUUUCGUUUAUUGUCGCCUUUGCCUCGGUGUUCGGAGCAGCGGAAGCUAUCAGGCAGACGCAAGCCAGGGCGCGGAGGCAGGAGCAUCGCAGCCGGAAGAACAAUCUUGUCGUCCAUUGCACAAAGUCUUCACGGUUCAGUCCCUUGCUCGAGGGAAAACAUGUGAUCCUCUCAGGGAACAAGCUCUAUGUCGACACAGGAACAGAAUACGACGUCCCUUUCGGGCAUCGUUUUGCGGGAUAUUUCCUCCCAUUCCCAGAAACCCAACAUGAAGGUCUUGUCUCUACAAUCAUGGACGAUCCUCCUAUAAUGAACUGGAUAUAUAUAGAUCGCCAGACCUACGAGGUCAAGUUUGGUACAAGAGACUGCGCCGAGCCAAACUUCAAAGCCCCUUUCGACUGCACACGGCAAGACCGAAGACUAACACUGGGUGGAUGGGAGGGUUUCUGCGCCGUCCAAGAGGGACAUUUCUGGGCCUUGUACUUCGACGUUGAGAAUAACCGUCUACUGUCAAAAGUCCCAGAGGGCACUCCUUUACUAGAGAUUGAGCUGCAGCGGAUCGAGAUGAGGGUUGCGAAACCGUUGAUGCCCGAGAGCGAGGCGAAUGGGGAUUGUGAAAAGGCAGGCGACGAGCUGGAAACACCCCUCAAGUCCGUGAGCCUGGAGUCACCAGAAGUUGAUUGA
Molecule: messenger RNA, 696 nt
Organism: Diaporthe batatas
Lineage: Eukaryota; Fungi; Ascomycota; Sordariomycetes; Diaporthales; Diaporthaceae
Exons: 3
Coding region: 1-696 (231 amino acids)
Source: RefSeq, a predicted model, not a curated record